CGGUUCAACCCUCACUGCCUCACGACACAUGCCCCUGCUUCGCAAUGAGCUACUCGCAAGGAAAGGGGUGUCUUUAUCCGGCGUACAGCCUCAGCGGAUCAGAAGGUGAAGAUUCACCGAGGAGAUACAACUUCCAGCACACUUAUCAGCAUCCCUUGUAUCAACAGCCAGCUGGAUUGAGCGACACUCCAACGUCGGAAAACGCUUCAGACGCCACGUUAACCGAUUCCGAACUAGCCCUUGCCAGGGAUUCCACCCUGCUCGUACAUAACGGUUGCCUUCUAGACGGAAUUCCACGCCCCCCUGAUGUACCUCCGAGAAAUCCAACAAUGAGUCGACUGAACGGAAGACUGGCCUCGGCGCCCCUCUCAGACUCCGCACAAGAUUUCGAGCCAUCUUGCCUAGUGAGGACACCCUCAGGCAAUGUGUACAUACCCAGUGGAACACUCAAUCACUCGACGAACAAAAACGCUACGAUCGAUUACAAGUCGAACUCGUCCUGCAGCAGUCCUUCGAAGGAUAUGAAGAAUGCCGACAGAUGCGGCGGCGGCGGCACCAUGCCAUAUGGGGCCCAGGUACCUGUCCUACCCGUCCGAAAUAACUUGCGGAGGCCCAACUCGUCGCACUUUCCACAGGCCAGCCGGUUUCACUUCAGGAAGGGGCUGGCAUCCAAGUGCACGUGGAAAAUCACGGCCAUCGCCUUCAUCACACUUUCGGUGGUGCUGACUGCGGCUCUUUCAUACAUUUCAGCAUCGAGUUUGUUGAACUGGUCAUAUCAAAAUACGAAACCCUGUGAGGUCCUCGUGGGGGACAACACGCAAAUUGUCCCCGCUUCAAAAACGGCCCCGUCCGAAACGAACCUUUCGACAUCGACCCGACCGAAAACUUCGAAUUCCGGAGGUAAAUACAAACUUGCCUAUUCCAGAAAACGUAGAGAGAUUUUAGGUACACCGCAUGCUUUUGUGUUAUCGACUGCCGCCACAAACACCAGUAGCCCCCCUAGUACUCUUGGACCGGACACACUCGAUAGUUUGCAUGAUAGUACGAUUAAACCUUUGCAUGACUUGAACAAUCUCACUUCGAGAAACUUUACACUUCUUGAUGUUGCAUCUUCAACUAAUAGUUCACUGUCUGCCGAAAAUGAGGCUGUAGAAUAUAUAUCUGCAAGUGAAGGUACUAAGAUCAAUGAAACUACGACGGAGUUUGUUACCGACACAUCUUCCCAAUUCACUCAAGAAUUUUCAGAUACCACUCAUCAAGGGUUCGAGAGUACAGUACCAUCUGCUUAUACCAAUGAAGCUGGCGAAAUGGAGUCUGUCGUGGACUCCGACAAAGAUUCCAGUAGUUACGAAGAAUUAGAAAGUGUGGAACAGUUUGAUAACGCAAACACUUCAUCGACUCUAGAACCAAUGACAGCUGAGGAAAAUAAGGACCUUACACCGGUACCAUUUACUGAUGACGAUGAUAGUGAUUCAGAUUAUUCGCUAUUCACAUUAGACAGCGAGAUUUAUGAUGAAAUAAACAAAAAUCAUAAAGACUACAAAUCUUCAGAAUUUCAAAAUGAUGAGCCUUUAUUUUUCAUCAAGGAAGAUAGCGAUAUCCACAUCAUCAAAUUGAACAACCAUACUUUAUCAGAUCCUCAAAAAACCAAAGCAACCUACAACUCCAAAAGUAUUGAUUCCAAAUCUCAAAACUCCAAAGAGUUGACGGAUGCCAACUUAUCCAUUCUUCCUUUAGAUUCCGAAAUGGACGUGAAAAAAAUCAACUUCAAUGACCCCGUUGUUUUUCAUAACACCUCUACUAACAUCAAGGCAAUAAAUGAUUUCGAAACUAACAAUGUUGAACCCGUUAGCCCCAGAGUGAAAGUAAUAGAUUUACCUCCCGUACACAACUCCAGCAUGGCAUCCAAAAGAUUUUUCAUAAAUUUAACCAUAGCCGCUGGUCAUGAUGUUAACAAUCCUUAUACUGAGCAAUCUGUUUAUGUGCUUUCGGUGUCUGUGCCAACUGACGGGAACGAGGACCCGAGUGUUAAUGUUGAUACCAAAGAAAUUCACUCGAAAGAGUCGGUUAAAGUGUCAGAUAAACCUGUAACGCCAGCUUCCAAAGCUUUCGAUAAUAUCAAAGAUAGUUCUGGUGGCGCUUGUGAGUGUUCCUGUCCUUGUCUAGAUUAUAAUACCUUUCCAGAAUCAUUCAGCAAUGAAGACUACAAUUAUGACAGUGCAGUAAUACUGCCGAUGAACAUAUCAACUACCGAGAACAGCGCAAGUAGUACAGAAUCAGUGUCCUCUAACGUUACUACUGAUUCGUAUGCUGAUCUUUCUUCCACCACAGAUUCAACUGGUGUACCUUCGACCUCUGAAACUUGGUCGACGCUUUGUCCAGAAAUAACUACGAAAUUGCCACCACCACCCACCAUUCUUAUUUUAGAAGGUGCCCGUACUUUUCCGGCUCAAUCGUUCCCACCGGACGGAACGACCUUUUCCCAAAUCUCUUUAGGCCAAAGAUUAUCCAAAGAAAUCCCCCCUUAUGGAUACUGGAACAUGCAAUUCUAUCAAUCAGAAGCUGCUUACGUUCAAUUCGACUACAAUAUUCCUAGAGGAGCAAGUAUUGGAGUUUACGCCCGACGAAAUGCAUUGCCUACUCAUACGCAGUAUCACAUCCUAGAAGUCCUUAGUGGGUUCAAAGCAAGAACAACACGAGCAUCGCAUCAAUCAACUGUGAAGAAGGAAGUCACGCAUUACAUGGAGCAAGGUCACUGGUUCUUAUCCUUGUACAACGACGAUGGAGAUCCUCAGGAAGUAACAUUCGUUGCCGCUGUAGCCGAUGACAUGACUCAUAACUGUCCAAAUGGUUGUAGCGGAAAAGGGGAAUGUCUAAUGGGUCACUGUCAGUGCAAUCCUGGGUUUGGAGGAGACGACUGUAGCGAAAGUGUAUGUCCGGUGCUGUGUAGCCAACGCGGGGAAUACAUCAAUGGAGAAUGUCAGUGCAAUCCUGGAUGGAAAGGAAAGGAAUGCCAACUGAGACAUGACGAGUGCGAAGUGCCAGAUUGUAAUGGUCACGGACAUUGCGCGAACGGAAAAUGCAACUGCAUUCGUGGCUACAAAGGAAAAUAUUGCGAAGAAGCUGACUGUCCACAUCCUACAUGUUCCUCCCAUGGUUAUUGUGUGGAAGGUGCAUGCAUUUGCAAGAAGGGGUGGAAAGGUUUGGACUGUGGUCAAAUGGAUAAAGAUGCGCUACAAUGUCUUCCCGACUGUUCGGGCCAUGGAACUUUUGAUUUGGAAUCUCAAACCUGUACUUGUGAACCCAGAUGGUCCGGUGAUGAUUGUUCAAAAGAACUUUGUGACUUGGACUGUGGUAAUCACGGCCACUGUGUUUCGGAAUCGUGUCUGUGUGAUCCUGGAUGGUCAGGGGAAUACUGUAACCUCAAACAGUGUGAUCCCAGAUGCAACGAGCAUGGUCAGUGUAAAAAUGGAACCUGUCUCUGUGUAACUGGCUGGAAUGGAAAACACUGUACUAUAGAAGGUUGCCCAAACAGUUGUUCAGCUCAUGGCCAGUGCCGAUUCAGCACGGAAAGUAUGUGGGAAUGCCGAUGUGAUAAUGGAUGGGAUGGUCCUGAUUGCAGUAUCUUGUUAGAACAAAAUUGCAAUGAUGGGAGAGACAAUGAUAAAGAUGGACUUGUGGAUUGCGAGGACCCAGAAUGCUGCAUGAACCCCGUAUGCAAAAGCAGCCAAUUAUGUGUGUCUGCACCAAAACCAAUAGACAUUCUAUUGCGUAAACAGCCGCCUUCUAUAACUGCUUCCUUUUUUGAAAGAAUGAAAUUUCUCAUAGACGAGGGAAGUUUACAGAAUUAUGCUCGACAAGAAACCUUCAAUGAAAGCCGUUCCGCUGUCGUUCGAGGCCGAGUAACAACGCCCAUGGGAAUUGGUCUAAUGGGAGCUAGAGUCAGUACCAGUACUCCUCUAGAAGGUUUCACUCUCACACGAGAUGACGGUUGGUUUGAUCUCCUCGUUAACGGUGGUGGAGCUGUUACGCUCCAGUUCGGAAGGUCACCCUUUAGUGCGCAAAGUCGUAUAGUUUUCGUUCCUUGGAAUGAGGUGGUUAUAAUUGAUAAUGUCAUAAUGACAACUGGAGAGGAAAGAACUGUCAACAUCAUACCUCAGCCAUGCAGCUCCCACGACUACGAUACCAUGAAGCCAGUUGUCCUCGCCACGUGGAAACAUGGCUUCCAAGGUGCAUGUCCCGACAAAAGCGCAAUUUUGGCAGAAUCUCAAGUAGUGCAAGAAAGCCUUCGCAUUCCCGGAACUGGACUGAACUUGGUUUACCACAGUUCGCGCGCUGCCGGAUACCUGUCCACUAUUCAACUCCAACUGACGCCGGAUGAAAUUCCGUCAGAUCUGAAACUGAUCCAUUUAAGAAUCACCAUAGAAGGUAUACUUUUCGAAAAAGUUUUCGAGGCCGAUCCAGUCAUCAAAUUCACCUACGCCUGGAAUAGAUUAAACGUUUACCGACAGCGGGUUUAUGGAGUAACGAACGCCAUAGUCAAAGUUGGAUACGAGUACAGCGACUGCAAGGACAUCAUAUGGGACGUUCAAACUACCAAACUAAGCGGCCAUGAUAUGAGCAUAUCGGAAGUUGGUGGAUGGAAUUUGGAUAUUCACCAUAGAUACAAUUUUCAUGAAGGAAUCCUACAAAAAGGUGACGGAUCGAAUAUUUACCUCAAACAUAAACCUCGGGUGAUAUUGACAGCUAUGGGCGACGGUCACCAGAGACCUCUAGAUUGUAUGGACUGCGAAGGACAGGCAUCCAAACAACGCCUUCUAGCACCUGUAGCUUUGGCGAGUUCACCAGAUGGAUCUCUGUUCGUUGGCGACUUCAAUUUAGUCAGAAAAAUUCAGACUGAUGGAGUUGUGAGAACCAUCGUCAGAUUAAAUGCUACGAGAGUAUCCUACCGAUACCACAUGUCUCUGAGUCCUUUGGACGGUACCCUGUAUAUAUCUGACCCGGAGUCCCACCAAAUUAUCAAAGUUCGAAACACAGAUGAUUACAGUGAUCCUGACCACAACUGGGAAACUGUUGUCGGAUCCGGGGAAAGAUGCCUUCCUGGAGAUGAAGCACAUUGCGGAGAUGGUGCCUUAGCUAGAGAUGCUAAACUGGCAUAUCCAAAAGGUGUGGCAGUAUCGAACGACAACGUUCUAUUUUUCGCUGACGGCACCAACAUCAGAAUGGUUGAUAGAGACGGUAUUGUUACGACUGUUAUAGGAAACCACAUGCACAAAUCACAUUGGAAACCAUUACCUUGUGAAGGUACGUUGAACAUCGAAGAGGUUCACUUACGUUGGCCAACCGAAUUGUCCAUCAAUCCACUGGACAACACGUUGCACAUCAUAGAUGACCAUAUGAUUCUCCAGUUGACUCUAGAUGGCAGGGUUAAAGUAAUCGCAGGGCGGCCACUACACUGCGCGUCGCCAGUUAGUGGAUACGAUAUUGAUCUUGCAACGCAUGCUACUCUGGUGAUGCCACAGAGCAUUGCAUUCAGUUCUUCCGGUGAAUUGUUUGUGGCGGAGAGUGAUUCACAGAGGAUAAACAGAGUGAGAGUGAUCGGAACCGACGGAAAAAUAUCGCCAUAUGCUGGAGCUGAAUCGAAAUGUAACUGUCUGGAGAGAGGUUGUGACUGUUUUGAAGCAGACCAUUUCCUGGCUUCUAAUACUAAAUUCAACACAAUAUCUGCUGUCACAGUCAGUCCAGACGGCCAUGUACAUAUCGGAGAUCAGGCGAAUUAUAGAAUUAGAUCAGUCAUGGCUAGCAUUCCUGAUGCCAGUGUUUCUAGGGAGUAUGAAAUAUACUCCCCAGAAAGUCAAGAGAUUUAUAUAUUCAAUCGAUUCGGGCAGCAUAUCGCUACUAAAAAUAUCUUGACAGGUGAAUCAAGUUAUGUGUUCACAUACAACGUCAACACCAGCAACGGUAAACUAAGUACCGUUACGGAUGCUGCCGGUAACAAAGUAUUCCUACUCAGGGACUAUUCUAGUCAGGUGAAUUCAAUAGAGAAUACGAAGGGGCAAAAGUGUAGACUACGAAUGUCCAGAAUGAGAAUGUUGUACGAACUGAGCACGCCGGAUAAUUACAAUGUUACAUUUGACUAUCACACCCCGACUGGUUUACUCAAAACCAAGCUGGAUAGCAGUGGUCGAAGUUACGUUUACAACUACGACGAGUUCGGUAGACUAGUCUCAGCGGUUACACCGACUGGAAAAAUUAUAAGCCUGUCUUUUGACCUGAGCGUGAAAGGAGCCACGGUUAGAGUUAGUGAGAACAAUAAGAAGCCAGUGUCGAUGCUCAUCAAGGGGUCCAGUGUAUACACUAGACUGGAAGAUGUCGAAAACAGAAUCAUUCUACUCGCAGAUGGCAGCACUACUAGCAUAUCGUCAUGGACCCAUAGUAUCACAACAGACACUGUACCGUACAAUGUACUAGCUGAUAAAGAACCUAUCUUAGGUGAAAGUUAUCCUGUCCCAGCCAAACAAAGAACCGAAAUAGGUGGAGACCUUGCCAAUAGGUUUGAAUGGAGAUAUUUUGUAAGGCCAAAUCCAAACUCCAAAGGAAAGAACCUGGUACCGAGAACCAUCAUCAAAGUUGGAAAGAAACUACGGGUGAAUGGAGAAAAUCUUCUCACCAUGGAGUAUGAUAGAGACACAGCUUCGGUGUCAGUGUUUAUGGAUGACAAAGUAGAAUUACUUAAUGUGACAUACGAUCGGUCGGCGAGACCCGUCAAAUGGGGGCCACGAAACGGAAUAUUCACGGAGGUCGAGUUAGAAUACGAUAGAUUCAGCCGCUUGAGUAGGUGGAAGUGGGGAGACUUGAGUGAGAGCUAUGGUUUUGAUAGGGCUGGUCGACUCAACGAAAUUAAGUAUGGCGACGGAUCAUCUCUAGUUUACGCAUUCAAGGAUAUGUUCAGUAGUUUGCCCCUGAAAGUUAGCACUCCAAGAGGAUCUGACUAUCUACUUCAGUAUGACGAUUCUGGUGCUCUACAGUCUCUCACCACUCCUAGGGGGCACAUUCAUACAUUCUCUCUGCAAACUUCUCUUGGGUUCUUUAAAUAUCAGUACUUUUCUCCAAUGAACCGCCAUCCAUAUGAAAUAAUGUAUAAUGAUGACGGGCAAAUUCUGGCCAAAAUAUAUCCUCAUCAGUCUGGGAGAGUGUCUUAUGUAUAUGAUGAUGCAGGAAAAUUGGAAACCACUCUUGCAGGAAUGAGUUCAACACAUUACGUAUAUCACGAAAUAUUAGAUCUCGUCAAGAAUAUCGAAAUCGUAGAACCGAACUUUGAAGUAAGGCAGGAAUUCAAGUACCACGCGGGAAUUUUAAAAGAUGAAAAACUCAAGUUCAAUAGUAAAAGUGGACUAGAUAACGCUCAUUAUAAAUACCAGUAUGAUGGAAAUGCGCGAUUAUCAACCAUUGACGUCGAUAUAAAUGGCAAAGAACUGCCACAACUCCGGUUGAAAUAUAAUCAAAACCUCGGUAUACUGGAAGGUAUAAGCGACUUGAGAAUUUACAGAAACACGUUCAACAGGUCAGUCAUGCAAGACACUACGAAACAAUUUUUCACAAUAACAGAUUUUGAUGAUCACGGCAGAAUCAAAACAAUACUAAUCAACAUCAAAUCAUUCGACGUGUUCAGACUGGAAGUUGAGUAUGAUUCGAGAAACAGAAUCAAAAUGCAAAAGCUACUCGUUGGUAGGACACAAUUCAUGGAUAGAAUAGCCUACAAUUCAGAUGGUCAUGUAUUGGAAGUUGUGGGAACCAGUAACUGGAAAUAUGUUUAUGACGAAAAUGGCAACAUAAUCGGAGUAAUCAAAGAAAAAGACAAAAUAUCUCUAGGUUAUGACAGCGGAGAUCGGGUCGUCCAAUAUGGAGACGUUGAAUUCAACAGUUAUGAUUCUAGAGGAUAUGUAGUAAGGAGAGGAGAACAAAAAUACAGAUAUAAUUCGAGAGGUCAGCUCAUUCAUGCUUUUGAGAGAGAUAAAUUCCAAACUUGGUACUUUUACGAUGAUAAACAGAGACUCAUUUCGUGGAACGAUGAUAAAGGUAACAUCACCCAGUACUUCUACUCCAAUCCUUCAACUCCAAAUCUAAUAACUCACGUUCACUUCCCUAAAUCUGGAAGAACGUUUAGAUUCCUGUAUGACUCGAGAGACAUCAUAAUAACAGUAGAAACAUCGGAGCAGAGGUUCUAUGUUGCGUCGGAUCAGAACGGUUCGCCAUUAGCAUUAUUUGACAUUAACGGUAAUCUCAUCAAAGAAAUACGAAGAACUCCUUUCGGUAAUAUUCAGCUAGACACGAAUCCGGACUUCUAUCUUCCUGUUGACUUCCACGGUGGCAUUUUAGAUCCCAAUACCAAACUUGUUUACCUGAAUAAGAGACUUUACGAUCCAAUUGUCGGACAAUGGAUGACUCCCGCUUGGGAAAAUCUUGCAACAAAAUUAACCACACCAACGGAUGUCUUUAUAUACAGAUUUCACAAUAACGAUCCCAUCAACUCAAAGCUAUCUAUAAACUACAUGACGAACCUCAACAGCUGGCUGAAAAUGUACGGAUAUGAUAUGGAAAAGAUGCUGGGAUCUCAAUAUAUCGGGAAAAUGAUAUACAGACCCAAGGCUCUUGUUACAGCUCCUCAACUAGCACCUGAUUUCGGAAUUAUGUCUGGAUUGCAGUGUAUCGCUGAUAAGAUAAAUGAAAAAUUCAUGGAUCUCAGCUUUGUACCAAAGCCUCUUCUAAAAAUGGAGCCAAAAACAAGAAACCUUCUGCCAAGGGUGGCCUACAGGAGGUCCGUCUUCGGAGAAGGGGUCCUCAUAUCCAGAGCAGGAAGUAGAGCUCUAGUUAGCGUAGUAGAAGGAGUGAACGGUGUAGUGCAAGAUGUAGUCACGUCUGUGUUCAAUAACUCUUUCUUCUUGAAUCUGCAGUUCAGUAUCCACGAUCAGGACGUUUUCUAUUUCGUUAAAGACAAUGUACUUAAAAUUCGCGACGACUUGGAAGAGCUUCGUAGAUUAGGAGGAAUGUUCAACGUUUCGACACAUGAAAUCACCGAUCACGGGUCUUCUAUACCCAUCAAAGAAUUGCGGUUGCACAAUCCUGACGCAGUAGUCAUCAUCAAAUACGGGGCCGAUCCCGAUUUGGAGACGCACAAAAUUUUGAGACACGCGCACAAAAGAGCGGUCGAACGGGCAUGGGAAAUUGAAAAGCAGCUGGUCGCUGCAGGUUUCCAAGGAAGGGGCGACUGGACAGAGGAAGAGAAAGAAGAACUGAUAUCUCACGGUGACAUCGACGGGUACGAAGGGGUCGAUAUACACAGUAUACAUAAAUAUCCGCAGUUGGCUGAUGAUCCCGGAAAUGUAGCCUUCCAGAGAGACACUAAGCGCAAGCGCAGAAAGAGUGGUGUUCGUCGUGGCAGAAUACACAGACACGAGUCGUGAUUAUUUAUUAAAAAUGGUGAUAUUCAUUAAAAACAGCAGAAAUAUUUUUAUGUGCCAUACUCAACAUCAAAUCAAACCCUAGUCGUGUUUUCAAACCUAUUUACAAAGACAAAUUACUAUUUUUAAUAAAUUCAUGGCAAUAUUUUGGUACUCGCGAAUGAAGCCGUGAAACUGUCCAAUAAAUAUGUAACUGUGUUGUGUAAAAGCAAUCAAAAGGCCUAUUUGAUAACGAAUAGAUGAGUUUUUCCUACAGGGUAGCCGAGUUACUCUAAGGAUUGCUGUUGAAACAUAAUAAAUGAAGACACUGAACAUAAUUUAUUAUAGCUAAGGCAAUACUAAAGAACUGUACAUAUAUCAGAAGCUUUUUAUAUGGAAACUACUAGUGAAUUGCUAUGACGAGUAUUGAAUGAUUAAUUUUAUUGUGCUGCAACUUCUUAUGAACGUUUUUCUCAGAACGUCAUUGAAUAUGUAGCAUUCGACUGAUAUAUAUUAUUCAUUCACAAUGAAUGUAGAUACAUAAUUUGAGCAUAGUCCAUAGAUGUAAAUAUUUAUUUAUGGUUUUAUUAAGUUUUACAAUUCUAUCCUUGGUGCUUGUCUCCACAACUAUCAAUAUUAGAUUUUUCUGGGCCGUCAUUAUCCAAAUGGGCCAUGUAUCAUUAGAAUAGCGUACUACUGUGACUUUUAUAAAAUCGCGUAAUAGAAAACUUUCUUAAAAUGGUCAACAAUCACCAAAUUAUAUAUAUUAUUUUGCCAUAGAUGAUGUAAGUAUAUAUAUAUAUGAAUUCUUAGGUACAGCUGUUGUAAUGAUAAAUGAACUUUUUUUAUGAAUUUUUGUAUGUAUACUUCAGUAAUACCUUUCAAUAUUGUUUUUCCGGAAUGUAAGAGGUGGACUCUCUCAGAUGUGAUUAGGUAAGGGCGAAUGAAGCCGAAAUGUGGAUAAGUGAUAUUUUUUCUAAUGUGACUAACAAAGCAAUACUUUGUAUCUUAUAUGUCUUAAUUAUUCUUAAAUUAUUAUAUUAUGUGCAAUUGUUGUGUGGUUGUCGUCGAACAACCAGCACUAGUAAUGCAUUGAAAAUAUUGAUGACCAUAUUCGUAAAAUAUUGUAACUAAUAUUUUAUGUAUGUAUAUAAAUUUAUUGUGUAUAUUGUUUUUAUAUGUAAAUAUAUUUUGUUUUAUUCCGUAAUAUAAUCGUUUAUUAAAUGCAGAACUUAUUUAUCAA
Molecule: messenger RNA, 10683 nt
Organism: Leptinotarsa decemlineata (Colorado potato beetle)
Lineage: Eukaryota; Metazoa; Arthropoda; Insecta; Coleoptera; Chrysomelidae
Gene: Ten-m
Product: teneurin transmembrane protein Ten-m
Biological process (GO): motor neuron axon guidance
Source: RefSeq, a predicted model, not a curated record